CAAAAAAAUGUCCAGGACGUGUUGCCCGGCCUGCCCAACCCUGAUGACUAUUUCCUCCUUCGCUGGCUCCGAGCUCGAAAUUUUGACCUGCAGAAAUCUGAGGACAUGCUCCGGAAGCAUGUGGUAUUCCGGAAGCAAGAGGACCUGGACAACAUCUUGAACUGGAAGCCCCCGGAGGUUCUCCAGUUAUACGACACAGGCGGCUUCAGCGGUUAUGACCGGGAGGGCUGCCCUGUGUGGAUUGACAGCGCUGGCUCCUUGGAUCCCAAAGGCCUGAUUCUUUCCAGUGGCAAAGCAAACAUGAUCAAGAAACGCACCCAGACCUUGAUGAUCCUCCUCCGGGAAUGUGAGCUACAGAGUGAGAGGCUGGGAAAGAAGAUCGAAACUUUCAUUAUAAUAUUUGACCUGGAGAAUCUUAGCCUGAAACACUUUUGGAAGCCAGCUAUAGAAGUCUGCCAGGAGUUUUUCUCCAUACUUGACAACAAUUUUCCCGAGACCGUCAAGAAUCUUAUUGUUGUGAAAGUUCCUAAAUUGUUCCCUAUAGUCUACAACUUGGUCAAGCCCUUCAUUUCAGAGAAAACAAGCAAAAAGUUUGUUAUCAUGGGAGCAAACUGGAAGGAGGAUUUACAGAAGUUUGUAGACCCUGACCAGUUGCCUGCAGAGUAUGGGGGAACCCUAACUGACCCUGAUGGGAACCCCAAAUAUCUGACUAAGAUUCAGUAUGGGGGUGUGGUCCCCAAGAAAUACCACCGGCAGAACCAGAUGAAAAUGCAGUAUGAGCAUACAGUGUCAAUCAAUCAGGGCUCCUCCCAUCAGGUGGAGAUUGAGAUCCUCUUUCCUGGCUGCGUCUUGAGAUGGCAGUUCCUGUUGGAUGGGCCCGACAUUGGCGUUGGGAUUUACCUGAAGACUAAGAUGGGGGAGCGACAGAAAGCAAGGGAGAUGGUCGAGGUGGUGCCCACCCAGAAGUACAGCUCUCCGCUGAUCCCUGAGGACGGGACCCUCACCUGCACUGAACAGGGAGUCUAUGUCCUGAGGUUUGACAAUACCUACAGCUUGAUGCACUCCAAGAAGGUCAGCUACACAGUGGAAGUCUUAUUCCCUGACAAAACCAUUGAAGAGAAAAUUGAGAAAAUGUAGGACAAGUUUGACUUUUGCCAUCGUUAUACCCCUUCCAACCUUGUCUCCAUUACUUGUACUCCAUUACUUCCUUCUCACUGACUCUACUUGGAUCCCUUUUGUUCUCUGGCAGUUUUCUCCACCAAGGAGAUAUGUCAUGGGGUCCACCUUUGACCAAAACACCAUGGGAAGAUUGGGGAAUUGCUAAAGAGCAGCUUGAUGACCAUUUUCUUCUGAUUCACUGUUCACAAUAUGAUUGAAGUGGAAAUGUGUUUAAUAUGAUCCUACAUAUGUAAUCUAUUGCUUGCUGUCUUGGGGAAGAGAGAGAGGAAUGAGGGA
Molecule: messenger RNA, 1455 nt
Organism: Sarcophilus harrisii (Tasmanian devil)
Lineage: Eukaryota; Metazoa; Chordata; Mammalia; Dasyuromorphia; Dasyuridae
Product: SEC14-like protein 4
Exons: 11
Coding region: 106-1137 (343 amino acids)
Cellular component (GO): cytoplasm
Source: RefSeq, a predicted model, not a curated record